This is a messenger RNA of Patella vulgata (common limpet), 12874 nucleotides long. RefSeq names its product nuclear receptor coactivator 7. Lineage: Eukaryota; Metazoa; Mollusca; Gastropoda; Patellidae. Gene Ontology annotation, cellular component: nucleus. The record is from RefSeq and is a predicted model, not a curated record. Gene Ontology annotation, biological process: response to oxidative stress. The coding region runs from base 2675 to 5635 and encodes 986 amino acids. The transcript is spliced from 17 exons.
GAUCAAUCUAUGAUAUAGACUGGAUGAUUUUUCUAUGAUAUAGACUGGAUGAUUAAUCUAUGAUAUAGACUGGACGAUAAAUCUAUGAUAUAGACUGGACGAUUAAUCUAUGAUAUAUAGACUGUAUCUAUUUUGAAAGUUUAGAAAAAAAUGUGGUGAUUUGACUGAAGUAAAGUCAAAUAAUUUGAAUGUGAGGAUACAUGUGUAACAAAUAUAAAGGAUUAAAUAUACUGUGUUUAAGUUUUAGGCUGUGUGGAAGAUCAAACUACCCACAUCCAGGUUUAAGGUUACAUUAGUUAAGAGCUAAAUCUGCCUGUUGCAAAUCUUUCUUUAGGCUUCAAAUGUUAUAGAAAUUAUUAAUUAGACAUUUAUUAUAUGACAAGUUCAAAAACAACUCUGUAGAACUUCAGAUGGAUUGGAUUUAAACAGUUGUCCAUUUAAUAAUUAAAUCAAUUUACCAUUAAUCACCGACGUCACUCCUGGAGACUGCCAAUGAAAGAACUGACAAUCAAGGGUACCGUAGCCAUUGAGAAGGUUACUUGAUAAUUGAGAAUAUGUGGGUGGAGUUAUCGUCUGUCAAUCAAACAAUCGGCAAUUCUCGGAGACAGAUGAUACCUACUUCUAGUCCAAACUUCCAACAAGGACAACUUUAUUCAGAAUAAAGUAAUUUGACUGAAAUUUUCAAUAUUUUCUUUUUUAUGAUCUAUUUUUGAAUUUUUAUAGCAAGAAUGGCUAACUCUUUAUUAAACUCUUAACUAAUCUAUCUGUAAAGGGACGUAAAAGAUGAUCUUCUACAAACUUAAUGAUAUUUGCUAACUCUGGAUCUUGCUAACACCAGAUCUUGCCAACUCUAGAUCUUGCUAACUCUGGAUCUUGAAUUGGUCAUUAACCAAAGUAACAUCUGUUUACCGUCAUUGAAGUUAUCGAGAAAUCUAAAAUGGACAUUAUUAGAAAGUACCAGAGCUUAUAAAUGGACAUUCUUAGAAAGUACCAGAGCUUAUAAAUGGACAUUAUUAGAAAGUACCAGAGCUUACAAAUAGACAUUCUUAGAAAGUACCAGAGCUUAUAAAUGGACGUUAUUAGAAAGUACCAGGGCUUAUAAAUAGACAUUAUUAGAAAGUACCAGAGCUUAUAAAUGGACAUGAUUAGAAAGUACCAGAGCUUAUAAAUGGACAUUAUUAGAAAGUACCAGAGCUUAUAAAUGGAUGUUAUUAGAAAGUACCAAAGCUUAUAAAUGGACGUUAUUAGAAAGUACCAGAGCUUAUAAAUGGAUAUGAUUAGAAAGUACCAGAGCUUAUAACUGGACAUUAUUAGAAAGUACCAGAGCUUAUAAAUGGAUGUUAUUAAAAAGUACCAAAGCUUAUAAAUGGACAUUAUUAGAAAGUACCAGAGCUUACAAAUAGACAUUCUUAGAAAGUACCAGAGCUUAUAAAUGGACGUUAUUAGAAAGUACCAGAGCUUAUAAAUAGACAUUAUUUGAAAGUACCAGAUGUUAUAAAUGGACAUUAUUAUAAAGUACCAGGGCUUAUAAAUGGAUGUUAUUAGAAAGUACCAGAUGCUAUAAAUUACAGUUGUAAUAUGUUUAAUAAUUUAUAAAAGAAAACAGCUAGGCUUUGUAUGGAGUUAUUGGCAUCUUCAUUCUAUAUUAAUAUUAGUUACUUACCAAAAUAAUGUGUCUACGAUAUCACCCUUGGUUGAAUUGGACGUAAAACUCCACGAACAAACCAACGAACCAAAAUAACAUUUGUUUACGUUGUUUACAGUAAGUGACAUUAUCGAGAGAACAAAAAAUGGCCAUUAUCAGAAAGAACCAGAACUUUAACUCUUAGAAUUUAUAAAUUUUUAUGCAUAUUCAGUAUUAAGAGCUGAAUAGUGACAAUUGACAAGAAAUAGAUUCACUCAAAUUUAAGGAUGUCAGUGAUUCUAGUUUUGUGCUUUGUGGGGCAAGAGACUGAGGCGACUGCCUUAUGAUGUUUAUCAUGUUUUUUGUGGAUUGCAAAAAUGGACGUUAUUAGAAAGUUCGUAAGCUUAAGAUCCUAGUUUUGUGUUUUGUCGCCCGAUAGAUAGAUAGAUUGAGGGGACGGCUUUGUAAUGUUUAUGAAAGCUUAUCGUGUGAUUUGUGGAUUGCAUGCUAAUGGACAUUGUUAGAAUGUUCGGAAGCUUAUACUCUUAGACUUUGUCAUCGUGUUAUUUGUCGAUCGUUUGCUAAUGGACAUUGUUAGAAGGUUUGGAAGCUUAUACUCUUAGAAUUUCUCAUCGUGUUAUUUGUGGAUCGUUUGCUAAUGGACAUUGUUAGAAGGUUCGGAAGCUUAUACUCUUAGACUUUGUCAUCGCGUUAUUUGUGGAUCGUUUGCUAAUGGACAUUGUUAGAAGGUUCGGAAGCUUAUACUCUUAGACUUUAUCAUCGCGUUAUUUGUGGAUCGUUUGCUAAUGGACAUUGUUAGAAGGUUCGGAAGCUUAUACUCUUAGACUUUAUCAUCGUGUUAUUUGUGGAUCGUUUGCUAAUGCGUAUUGAAUAUUAAUAUUAAGUAUGAUUGAUUCAUGAUCCUAGUAUUGUGCUCUGUGGCCCAGGAGAUUGAGGAAGCCGCUUUAGUUAAGCUUUUCGACAUCUGAUUUGAGGCCCAGGAGAUUGAGUCGGCUUUUCAACAACUUAUUUGUGGACUAUUAAGUUUAUAUGUUAAGACGGCUGGGUAUCGUAUAUGAUCCACAAAUGUAUUGGGAAAAAUAUGCUGCAGAAAUUAUGGGGAGAUUUCUAUGGACGUCACCUCCACACGAUUGCAUAUUUCGGACACAGUCUACUGAUACACCGAUCGGAGGUACGGAAAAGGCCGGAUAUUUAGAACAACUUCGUGCCGAGGAGUCUGUUGGUGCUGCUAAAAAACCUGCUACAACCUCACCCAAAUCAGGUGUGGAAAAAGAGCCCAAUCCCAGUAUCUGGUAUGUCAACUCAGAAUCAAGCAAUGUUCCCAUGGUUACCAGUAUGAUGUCAUCAGAUGCUGGUAACCAUGGCACCAAUGAUAAACGUUCACCCGCUCCGCGUACCAAACCAAAAGGAACGACAGAAUAUGAGGUGAAAUUGCAUGACACGUUAGCGAGUAUAGCAGCCCAGUUUGACACGACACCCUCAGAACUGAUAAAACUCAACAAACUGGUGAUGAGAACAGUCUUUCCGCAACAGGUAUUAUAUGUACCAGAUGGAUCAGCUAGUUUAUCAGAUGAAGAUAUCUCAACACCACCACCACCACCACUAGUCAGUCCACAAGAAAAAAUUAAAUUUGAUGUUCCUCUAGUCAAAAUGGCUGACAAGCCGCCUGCUAAAGUACCAGGUCAUGUAGAGAGACAGAUUUCCCCAGUUUCCCCGCCGCACGACCCAGAAAUACUUCUCCCACAUAAAUUAUCGGAGGAUGAAGUCGAGGUUAUUGAUAAAGAAUGUCUGGAGAGAUUUAUUAAAAUAAAUGUCAAACAUAUUACAGAUGGUCAGGGAGUAGUAAGUGGUACCUUAUUGGUAACACCCAACGCUGUCAUGUUUGAUCCAAAUGUUUCGGAUCCGCUGGUUUUGGAACAUGGAGCGGAGAAAUACGGAAUGAUAACUCCUAUGGAUAUGGUGAUUAGUGCUGCUAUGUAUCAUGACAUCGCUGCCAUGAAACUACGAGGACAGAAAGGUGCUGAUACGUCUCUACCCAAACCCCAGAUUUACCACACGCACACCUGUCCUCUUUACCAUCAUAAAGAUCAUCUGGAUAGUCCGGACAACAACGAACUUGCUACGGACCUCGACAGCAUGAGACCUAGUCGUUCCACCACCGUUGAGAGCCUUUUAUCCGAGGCCGGGAGUAUGUGUUCGUGUGGAGCAAUGUCGCGUGAGGCUAGCGAACUUAAUGAAUCGGUCGGCAAUGUCAGCACCUUGGACACGAGCCACACAACACCGCAAAAACUUUCUGAUAUCGACAGUAUAAUUCCCCAAAAUGUCCACGAUCCACUCGCUUAUGACUCUUUUGAUUCCGAACUAACUGUGCAAUCCAACAUUGUUCCCUCUCAAGGGGAUGGGAGUAACCUCCCUUCUCAAUGGGAUGAGAGUAACCUCCCUUCUCAAGGGAAUGAGAGUAACCUCCCCUCUCAAACUGACAGUAUUAAACAAUCAAGUGAUAAUACAGCAGAAAGAAAUAUUAAUGACACUGUGAAAGCUGACAUUGUUUCCGAAAAUGUUGUCGAUAGUUCAGAGGUCAUUGAGUCAAGUUCCGAAAUCGUUGGAUCGAGCGAUGCCAAACCCGUUUCCCAAACUGCUGAUGAAAGCCAAAAGGAAGUCAGUGAAAUGGUAGACACAAAUGAAUAUGAGUCGAAAAUCGGAAGUAUUUCGUAUUUUCCUAUCGAGGAAAAUGCAGACGGGAAACUGGUGGUUAAAGGAGAGGAAGACACAGAAAACGCUUUACCAAAGAAUUUACGCGUGAAUACGGACAUCAAGGAGGACUUACCGCAAUCACAGUUCAGUCCUUUAAAAGUGUCCGCUCAGCAUUUGAACAAUUUUGUGAAUUAUGCAACCGGAUUGUUCCGCAACACUACAGAGGAUCAAGUUGUUCCGGAUAUUAACGAUAUGAAGGAACCAAUCAGUGAAGAGACGGACAGUAAGUCCGGGCAACUUGACAAACAGUUGGAGGUAGAAAACGCUAUCAAGUUAGAAGAUAAACCAAAUUUAUUCCAGACGCUCGACAAAUUAAUACCUAAACAGUCAAGUGUAUGUGAUGAUCCUCCUCUCUAUCUCUGUUUACGUGUCGGACAACCUAAAUAUAAACAAGUCUCACAAACAUGUCCGAUAGAAAGUUACCGUGGUAACAAGAAAAAGCCUGAAUAUUGGUUCUCUAUACCCAGAGAAAAAGUGGAUCAAUUGUACGCUUUCUUCGUUCAGUGGACACCAGAUAUCUAUGGUGACGACGACGAUAUGGAUCCCGAACAGCGAGGUUUCGUUGUUUUUGAUGAAGAUGAUUUAGAGAGUGUGGAGAAUCUAGAAUUCGUUGACAAACAUUUUGACAGUGUUCAGAAGAUACGUAAAGAUUGGGAGAUCAUCAGUAAAGUGGAGGCCAUCAGACGUAUGUCAAGUUUGGAUAUAGAAGAAAGUUUCCCAUUACCAGAAUUAAUCGGUGACACGACCAUUUUAUCUAGUGAAGAACAUAUAAGACAGUUAUCCAAUGCUUUACCACCGAGAACUAUUGGUUAUCCCUGGACGCUGGUUUACAGUUCUGAGGUUCAUGGCUUCAGUUUAAAAACACUAUACAGAAACAUGCAGGGACUGGAUAGUCCGGUCUUACUGGUUGUCGAAGACACUACUGGACACAUAUUUGGUGCUGUUGUAAAUUGUCCUCUUAAAAUCAGCGAUCAUUUUUAUGGUACUGGAGAAUCUUUUCUUUAUACAUUUUACCCAGAAUAUAAGGUGUUCCAUUGGUCAGGAGAGAAUAAUUUUUUUAUUAAAGGAAAUCAGGAGAGUUUAGCUAUUGGUGCUGGACAGGGAUUAUUUGGUUUAUGGUUUGAUGGUGAUUUAUACCAUGGUAGAUCACAUAAGUGUGAUACAUUCGAUAAUGACAUACUUACAGAGGCCGAAGAUUUCUGUGUUAAAGGUUUCGAGGCCUGGGCAUUUAUUUAAGCUGUGAAAAAUAAAGAGAUUAACCAUAUCAUAUAAAUAGAAGAAAACGAGCCAGAUUUUACAACUUUCAUACAUGACUUGAGAGUUAUCUUCCCUUGUUGCUAGGGGAGUGUGUUAUCUCCCCUUUUUGUUAGGGGGAGUGUGUUUGUGUAAAUAUGUUAAUGAUGUUAUUGUAUGUUUGGAGUUGCAAUAAGCGAUAUAUCUAAUAGACUAUGAUGUAUAUGUGCAAUCAGAGACACUAUGGAAUGUUUGGAAUGGAAUGUGUCCAAGACUUAAAUGGUUGCAGGAAUGGAAAUAUGAAAUGAGAAAAUUGUUAUUACUUUGUUAAAUUUGACAGUGCUUACACAAACUGAAGUGCUGGAUGUUGGGGGAAAAAAUGUUGACCUUUAUUCUCUGACAGUUGGGCUUGCUCUUUGUUAGUUUAUCGAAAUAAUACUUGAUGACCUCGACUACCUACAGUACUUAUCAUUAUACAGUUUACACUAUAUUUCACCUUUAUAUAUACUAGUUACUAUAGCUACACAUGUGUGUAAACAUCCACCUUAUUUCUAGUUGCUAUAGCUACACAUGUGUAAACAUCCACUGUUUUUCCAGUUUCUAUAGUUACCCAUGUGUAAACAUACACCAGUUUCUAGUUGCUAUAGUUACACAAGUGGAAACAUCCACCAUAUUUCUAGUUGCUAUAGUUACACAUGUGUGAACAUCAACCAUGUUUCUAGUUGCUAUAGUUAUACACUAUAUUAAUACAUGUUGUCAACAUAAUAUUUUGUGUAGGCUGCACUAAACUAAGAUAUUAUUUUCUACUAGUUUGGGAUUUUAUGCAUUUGUAAUGGCCACAGAUUAACCAGUUUGGAAAAUAUCUUAAUUCCUGGCAUAUUUUUAUGGUCAUGAUUCUCGGGACUUCUUUUGCGGCGGCACAAAAUUCUAAAGACCAUGUGGGACGUUGCCUAUCCAUCUUAGAUAUAAUCCACUGUCAAAUGUUUUACUCUUGUUUACAUAUUCCUACAGUCAACUAACUACUUUCUCUACUUGUAUUAUUUUCUUCUUAAAGAAAGAAAAAAGAAGCACAUAUUGUAAUAGGUGUAUGACCUAAAGGAUAAUUGUAAUGUAAAACAUAUUCCAUGCUUUUUUGUGAUAUAAAUUAUUGGUGUUUUAUAUCUAUUAUACAUAUAUAUUUAUCAACUGUGGUAUAAUACAUAUACUAGUAUAUCUAUCAUGCUAUAAUACAAACCAGUAUACUGUGGUAUACCAGUAUAUCUACUAUGUUAUGAUACAUACUAGUGUAUAUUUACUGUGGUAUAUACUGCUAUAUCUACUGUGGUAUAAUACGUAUACUAGUAUAUCUACUGUGCUGUAAUACAUAUACUGUGGUAUAAUAUGUACACUGCUAUAUCUACUGUGGUAUAAUACAUAUACUAGUAUAUCUACUGUACUGUAAUACAUCUAUAUCUACUGUGGUAUAAUACAUAUACUUGUAUAUCUACUGUGCUGUAAUACAUCUAUAUCUACUGGUGUAUAAUAUAUUUCUAUGUAUAAACUGUUUUGGCAUCAAAUGUUAUAUAUUAUAUUAUUUAUUCACAUGACAAACCUAUAAUCAACUCUCUAGAUCAUCAGAUGGCAGAGAUGUAAACAGAUUAAAAUAUGAAAGUCAUUUAAUGAUUGAAUUCUUAAAAUGAAGAGGCGAGGCUGUGUCGCUAUUAACAAGCACAUGGCUGCGAUAAUAAACAAUCUAAGUCAAAACUUCAAACAGUGAUAGCAUCGCUCUAAAUAAAGUAAUUUGAAUUAGUUUUACAAUAUAUUACCAGGUAUUUUACAUUAUCUAUUUUGGAACUAUUAUGGCAAGAACCGUUAGCUCUUUAUCUAAAUCUUACAGAAUUCCACUUUAAGGCUAAUAAAUAGUUUUGGUUACUAAAUGAUUAAUUACUAUAAAGUCUACUCAAUAUUACAUGAAAAUGAAAUAAAAUGGGGUUUAAAGUUACAAUUUCAUAUUUUCUAAGAAAGUCAAAACAUAAUUAUUUCUAUGUCUUUUGCUCAAUAGGUUGUCAACUCACUAUUAUCCGAUCAUAGGUGUCAUUCUCACACUUUAAACUCAUUUACACCGGAAAUAAUAACACAAUUACCUCCCAACUACCUCCCUUGUUUUCUAUUCUCCACCCUGGAGUAGUUAUCUUCAAACGUUGGAAUUUGAAGAUGAAAAUGAUAUUUUUGCCAAUUUCUCAACUGGCAAUAGUGAAUUAUAGGAUUAAUAGGAUUAUUCUUUAAAAAGGUAGGACUGUUUAUAGAUACCAUCUAUUUUAAGGCUUUAUUUUAAUAAAUUGUAAAAAUGUAACUUAAAAAUAUGAAAUUGCAACUUUAACGUCCUAAUGUGAGAGAAAUUUUGCCCAGACAGCGGCACUACCGCAGCUUCUUAUAUUGAAUUCCAACUGCCAAGGGAUCUUUUACGUGCAUGCCGAUAUGUACACGGGACCUCAGUUUUUUGUCCCAUCCGAACGACUAGACAGCUGUCUUGUCAGGCCAUCCGUCGUGCACUACUGACAAGGGGAAACCACAUUGGAAAAUCUCGAAGGAAGUCAGUUUAUGAGACAAGUAUAUUAUACUAAUUUGGGGGUGGAUGGCCGAAUGGUUAGCGUGUGCGCUUUGCAUCAUAAGGUCUGUCCUUGAGUCAACUGGCAGGGUUUCGAUUCCCUGGGUGUACGUGGCAAGAAGUAAGGUCGCCUGUCCAACCUCGUAGGUUUUCCUUGGGUUUCCUUCCACUGCUAAAGACCCCUACACUCAAGUGAGUUGUUUGAUUGUGAUCGAGGGGUUCUGCAAGGUUUAUUGGUGUUGAGAAGGUCUCUAAGGUAUUGAGGUGAAGAAUCGUAUUUAGAGCAGAAUGCGUAAUAGACAGUAUUUUAAAAUUUACAGAGCAAUAAGUGGUUAUAGGGUACUCAUGAAUUUAUUUCAUUGUUAAGCAUUUUCAUGAAACACCAAUAGUUUAUUAAGGAUUUCAUUGUAUGGAAUGCUAUCGCCUAGCCCCGAGUUCACAAAGCAUUCUCAGACUUAAGUUAAGAAUUUACUCAAAAUUGUUCGCCUUAUUUUAACUAAAAUAUAACCCUUUAUAAAACUAUUGUUGUUUUAAUGUAUCAAAUACAUCAAUAAGAAACUAUGUGCAAAGUUUUGUGUUUCUGGAUCAACGAUAUUUCUCAUAAACAGUGAUUCAAAGUUGAGUAAAUUCUUAACUUAAGUCUGAGAAUGCUUUGUGAACUUGAAGCCUGGUUUCUGGGGUAAAAAAAUAAAAAUUUUGAUCAGAGUUUGAUGUGUUGAUUUGUUUUGUGGAGUAGAUGCCUUUGUUUAAAACCAAAGUUUAUUUAUAUAUCUUAGUUUCUCUUCCACGGUCUGUCCUUGAGUCAAGUGGUGUAGUUCCGAUUCCCCGCUUGAACGUGACAAGGGAUAGGGUCGUCUGUCCAACGUCGUGAGUUUCCCCCCCCCCCCCCGUUUCCUCCCACUGCUAAAGACCCUUAUGCACAAGCGAAUUAUUGAAAUGUUAGUCCAGAAAUUACCUAGUUUGUGUCAAGUGGAUCUCUCUCUCACUCUCCCUCUCCAAGGGUUGAAACUAAACCAAAAUGAGUAAUCAUACCCACUUAGAAUUUAAACAGAUUACAUUUUGUCCAAUUGUUACUGGUACUCCAAUUGUUAGGGUACUCCAGUAUACUCCAAUUGUUACUGGUAUUCCAAUUGUUAUUGUACUCCAACAGUUACUGGUACUCCAGUAUACCCCAAUUGUUACUGGUACUCCAAUUGUUACUGAUACUCCAAUUAACAAAACAUAUCAACAACUGUGGUCAACAUUUUAUUUGGAUCUAUAUUAAUUUGGUUUAGAUCAUUUAAUAAUGUGUGUGAAAUGACAUACUGUAGACUGUAUAUUGUUUAUAUGUGUAUGAUAUGAUAUACUGUAGACUGUAUAUUGUUUAUAUGUGUAUGAAAUGAUAUACGGUAGACUGUAUAUUGUUUAUAUGUGUAUAUAAUAUAUAAUCUAGAUAAAACUAUAUAAUGAUGUAAUUAUAAACUGCUUCCAAUUACAAUGCUCUGAUGUAAUUAUAGACUGUUUCCAAUUACAAUGCUCUGAUGUAAUUAUACACUGUUUCCUAUUACAAUGCUCCCUUUCCAAUAUAGACUGCAUCCAAUUAUAGACUGUUUCCAGUAAAAAUGGUAUGAUGUAAUUAUAGACUGUUUCCAGUAAAAAUGCUAUGAUGUAAUUAUAGACUGUUUCCAGUAAAAAUGCUAUGAUGUAAUUAUAGACUGUUUCCAUUAACAAUGCUCUGUUUCCAAUAACAAUGCUCGGAAGUAAUUAUAGUUUGUUUCCAGUAAUAAUGCCCUGUUUCCAAUAACAAUGCUCGGAAGUAAUUAUAGUUUGUUUCCAGUAAUAAUGCCCUGUUUCCAAUAACAAUGCUCGGAAGUAAUUAUAGUUUGUUUCCAGUAAUAAUGCCCUGUUUCCAAUAACAAUGCUCGGAAGUAAUUACAGACUGUUUUCAAUAACAAUGAUAUUUAAUUACAGACUGUUUCCAAUAACUAGGGGCGCCAGUCCAACCUUGUGGGUUUUCUCCGGGUCUUCCGGUUUCCUCCCGCUGCUAAAGGCCCCUACGCGCAAGCAAAUUUUUUAAAAUAAAAUUGAACCAUAUGUUAGUCCCAAAAUGACCUUAUUUGUGUCGAGUGGACGUUAAACCCCAUUUCUCUUUCUCCCUGUUUCCAGUAUGCUGUGAUGUAAUUAUUAACUGUUUACAUUAGGAUGCCCUGAUAUAAUUAUAGACCGUUUUCAAUAACAAUAAUACCCUGUUUAUAGACUGUUUCUCAUAACAUUGCUCUAAUAUAAUUCUGCACCUUUUCCUUUCAUGUCUGUUUAUGAAAUAAUACAAUGAUGAACUUAAUGUCUGAUUCCAUUAACCAUAUGAUACUAUGAUGCAAUUAUAGACUGUUUCCCUUUAAUGUAUGAAAUAUAUAAAUUUAUAUAUAUAUUAUCAAGAAUUAUUAUGUAUAUUAGUAUGAAGAAAUCACUGUAACCCAGGUAUCAUUUAAUCUUGUGUAUCUAGCCCUUAUUUCUUUCACAUUCGUUUAAUAGCAAAUCUUUGUGUAAAAAUUAUUUAAAAUCACCAAAAAUCUUCUAAUUUGUACUUGUGUCCAGUUUAAAAGUGACUGAUUAAUAAGUGUUCAGUUUACAAGUAUUUAAUUUCGUGACAAUAGUUAAAAAAUUAAUCAUUAUUAAUCAUCGGUUGUUUAUUUUUUAACAGUGAUCAAGAAAUUAAACGCUUGUAAAUUGGACACUCAUUAUCAAAACUGAAUGGUCAGCUUUAAACUGGACACAAGAAGAAAUUAGAUGAUUUUUGGUGAUUUUAAAUGAUUUUUAAAAAAUUUUAAACAAAGAUUUGAUAUUAAACGAAUGUUAAAGAAAUUAAUGCUAGAUACACAAGAUAAUAUGAUACUCAGAUUACAGUGAAUGCAGUGUAACGCUUUAUAGUGCCAAAAUACAACAAUACGCAUUUGCAAUGGCUGCAAAUGCACAAAAAUAUGGGAGGUAGAUAAAUGUCUAAUUUGUACUUGUGUCCAGUUUAAAAGUGACUGAUUAAUAAGUGUUCAGUUUACAAGUAUUUAAUUUCGUGACCAUAGUUCAAAAAUUAAUCAUUAUUAAUCAUCGGUUGUUUAUUUUUUAACAGUGAUCAAGAAAUUAAACGCUUGUAAAUUGGACACUCAUUAUCAAAACUGAAUGGUCAGCUUUAAACUGGACACAAGAAGAAAUUAGAUGAUUUUUGGUGAUUUUAAAUGAUUUUUAAAAAAUUUUAAACAAAGAUUUGAUAUUAAACGAAUGUUAAAGAAAUUAAUGCUAGAUACACAAGAUAAUAUGAUACUCAGAUUACAGUGAAUGCAGUGUAACGCUUUAUAGUGCCAAAAUACAACAAUACGCAUUUGCAAUGGCUGCAAAUGCACAAAAAUAUGGGAGGUAGAUAAAUGUCAAAUUAUGUUCGCUAUCAAUAAGCUUAAACGUAGCCGGAAAAGCUUCAAAUGUUUUUAAAUAAUGCAAGUAAUUAUUUGAACGAAUGUCAAUAUUACCUGCAACAGGUAAAUUUCAACGUUAGUAAUUUCCGCCGUUCUCCAUGAGUAAUCGUAACUUUCCGUCAUUUUAGUCUUUCUGCUCAUAUUCUAGUCUAUAUUUCUAUGAUCAGAAGGUUUGAAAUUACGUCACGGAUUGUUUAUUGACGGAAAGUUACGACUAAAUACUAACGUUGAAAUUUACCUGUAGCAGGUAAUAUUGACAUUCGGGUUUGUGUUAUACUUAUGGAAAGGAUAUGUUGACAUAAUUACUUGCAUUAUUAACAAAAAUUAUGAAGGCAUCUGAUAUUGUCGGUUCAAUAGAUUUUAGGGGUUUAUUUUGCUCUUGGUAAAACAGUUAAGAUAGAAACUUUGCAAUGUUGUCUCAUUUUACUUUGUCUUUAUUCAUGUCUAGGAGUCCACCAAUCAUGACAGAACUAGUUUAAUAAUAUACUAGACUUGUAUGGAAGACAACCUCUGCCAAUAUCACUGAAAGUUAAUAUCACCACUUAGUUACUGUAUGGAAGACAACCUCUGCCUAUAUCACUGAAGGAUGAAAUUUAAACUCAGUGAUUAGUUACAGUUGGUUAAAUCUUUGAUAUUAUAAAGAUCUCCCCCAUUACAAUACAUCCAACAUGUAGUCAAAUAUUGGCAAAGGUAAUGAUGCUAUAAUUAUCUGGAUGUUUGGCAGAUACCUUUGUCCAUAUUAUUAUGAUGUUAUAUUGACCAAGGUUGUUGUCCAUAUUAUUAUAAUCUUGUAAUAUAGAGAGGGAUUUAUGGCCGAGAUUUCUGUCCAUGUUACUAUAGUGAUGUUAUAGAGAAUGAUUUAUGGCCGAGAUUUCAAUCCAUAUUAUUAUAAUCUUGUAAUAUAGAGAGGGACUUAUGACAGGAAUUUCUGUCCAUUUCACUAUAGUAAUAUUAUAGAGAAUGAUUUAUGGCUGAGAUUUCAAUCCAUAUUAUUAUAAUUUUGUAAUAUAGAGAGGGGCUUUCUGUCCAUAUUAUUAUAGUAUUGUCACCUAGAGAAGGAUUUAUGGUAGAGAUUUCAGUCCAUAUUAUUAUUUGUAUGUAUAUAUCUAUAUAUAUAUAUAUAUAUCACCAGUCACUAUAACAACAAGCUGUACUUACUAUUAAUAUAAUCACCAUCUAUAAUUAGUUGUUACAAAUAAAAUAUAAAUCAUA